CGGCGCUCUAGGCUUCCAUCUUUGUGCGGGCGAGGGGCGGUUGCUAGGCUGCGCGCAGGGCCUGGUAGGCCGCAGUAGCGGCGGGACGGCAGAGCCGUCCGGCGGCCGAGUCGAGCGGCGGGACGUCAUGGCGGCUUCGCCUCCCUCGGAGUCGCGUAUUUCGGACGGCCCGGGCAGCUGCGUGCUGUGCUGCGGCGAGCUGGAGGUGGUGGCCUUGGGCCGCUGCGAGCACCCCAUCUGCUACCGGUGCUCCGUGCGGAUGCGGGCGCUCUGCGGGGUCCUGUACUGCGCCGUCUGCCGGGAGGAGCUGGCCCAGGUGGUUUUUGGGAAGAAACUGCCACCCUUUUCAACAAUCAUACUCAGCCAGUUACAACAUGAGAAGAAAUAUGACAUCUAUUUUACUGAUGGAAAGAUUUAUGCUCUCUAUAGGAAGCUCCUGCAGCACGAAUGCCCUCUGUGCUCGGAGUCCCGGACAUUUCCUGCUGUUGUGGAGUUGGAGCAGCACAUGAGGAAGCAGCACGAGCUCUUUUGCUGCAAGCUCUGCGUGAAGCACCUGAAGAUCUUUACAUAUGAGCGCAAAUGGUAUUCACGCAAGGAUCUUGCUCGGCAUAGAAUCCAUGGGGAUCCUGAUGACACAUCUCACCGUGGGCACCCCUUGUGUAAAUUUUGUGACGAGCGAUAUUUGGAUAAUGAUGAGUUGCUAAAACACCUGAGGAGAGACCACUAUUUCUGCCACUUCUGUGAUUCUGAUGGAGCUCAAGAAUAUUACAGCGAUUAUGAGUAUCUCCGCGAACACUUCCGGGAGAAGCAUUUCCUCUGCGAAGAAGGUCGGUGCAGCACCGAGCAAUUCACCCAUGCCUUUCGGACCGAAAUCGACUACAAAGCACACAAGACGGCUUGUCACAGCAAAAACCGAGCUGAAGCCAGGCAGAAUCGGCAGAUUGACUUGCAGUUCAACUAUGCCCCAAGACACCAGCGGAGAAGCGAGGGUGUUGUCAGUGGUGAAGACUAUGAGGAAGUUGAUAGGUAUAACAGGCAGGUGAGAGGAGGCAGGUCAGGAGCCCGAGGUGGACAGCAGAACAGGAGAGGCAGCUGGCGAUACAAGAGAGAAGAAGAAGACCGAGAUGUUGCUGCAGCUGUUCGGGCAUCAGUGGCUGCCAAAAGGCAAGAAGAGAAAAAACGGGUGGAGGACAAAGAGGACAACUGUCGCGCCAAGAAGGAAGAUGUCAAAGAUCCUGACCCAACAAUCUCUAAGCGAGGGGUGAAGCCUUCAUCCGAAGAACCAGUUCCCAAGGAAGUGGUUCCCAAGGCUGCCUUAAGGCAAGAUGAUUUUCCUGCCAUUGGCUCGCCAACCGUGAAUUCUGCGCAGAGCUCAUCUCAGUUGGCGCCAGUAAAACUUGAUGAAGAGGACUUUCCCAGGCUCUCCUUCUCCUCUGCUCCGCCCGUGGUCUCUGCCGCUCUGCCCUUGUCGUACAUGGCUACAGCUCAAAAGACAGGCUUUCAAGAGGAGGACUUCCCCGCCCUGGUCUCCAAAGUCCAACCAAGCAGCAAGAUGGUGUCGACCCUUGCCUCGGCCUGGAGCGGUGGCUCCAGCAAGAACAUGGCCCGAGCCGGGUUGGCCACAGCCGGCCAGCCGGCCAGAAAAGGGGCCCCUCCCGGCAGCAGUAAAGCAAGCAAAAAGAGCAAGGUAAUGCUCCCUGGCAACUCUCAGGAUAGCAGCGGCAGUGUACCCACUCAGGAAAUCCGCAGCGCACCAACAAUGGUGGAUGUGUCCUCACUGCUGGCAGCCUCUAACUCUCAGACUUUUGCCAAAGUGGGUAAGAAGAAGAAAGUUGGGACUGAGAAGCUGAGAACAGCCUCGUCGCCCGGGUUGCAGGAGAUGCCAGCCGCCCUCCACUCUCUCGAGAAGGUAGAAGAUGCUGAGCAGCCCUCGGCCAUCGCUGCCGGUCCUAACCUGCCCAGCACCUCUGCCGCUCUGGUGAACGGCCACGCAGAAAAGUCCACGCUGCCGGGCAGUGCUUCCAAAGAGCCCCCCGGCCUUAGGAAGCCACACGGGGGUGGCCAGUGCCUGUUGCCUCAGGAAGACUUUCCAGCCCUUGGGAAUGCCGGGCCAUCUCGGAUGCCUCCACCCCCAGGCUUCAAUUCUGUGGUGCUACUUAAUGGCCCCCCACCUCCUCCUGGGCUGUCGGUGCCUUUUAGUAAACCACCCCCUGGCUUCACUCCUAUUCCACCCACCAGUAUUUCAGAAAAUGCCUCGGCUCCUGUGAAAGAGCCGAGACUCUGUCAGGGACCCUAUCUGAUCCUGGACAACUUCCAGCAACGGAACAUCCAGCUAAUUCAGUCAAUCAGAGAAUUUCUUCAAGAAGAUGAAUCUCAGUUCAACAAAUUUAAGACGUACUCGGGGCAGUUCAGGCAGGGUCUGAUUCCAGCAGAGCAGUACUACAGAAGCUGCCAGGAGCUCUUGGGUGAGAACUUCAGGAAGAUCUUCAAUGAGCUCUUGGUCCUCCUGCCAGACACAGCCAAGCAACAGGAACUGCUCUCUGCUUACAAUGACUUGACAGCCAAAGCUCCAGCUGGCUCCUCUCCCUCCUCCUUGAGCAGGUCCAAGAAGAACCAGAAGGCGGUUUGGCAGACCGAGCCGGCUUCCGACCUCGACUGCUGCGUCUGCCCCACCUGCCAGCAGGUGCUGACCCAGCAGGACCUCGUUUCUCACCAAGCCCUGCACCUGGAGGAGGAGGAGGAGUUCCCUUCCUUGCAGGCCAUUAGCCGGAUCAUCAGCUAGCUAGCCCAGGUGACCAAUAAAAUUAGUCUCCCUCUGGAAAUUGGCUCUUCUCAGGCAGGUUCUCCACAGAGGGGAGAGGAGCCAGCGGUGCACGUGGGCCAAAGGGCCUCGGGGCUUGAGGAAGAAAAGCAGGGGGAAUUAAAUGGGGACAGGACAAUGGAAGCGGUAGCUUCCUUCUUCUCUGCAGAAUAGGACGGAGCAGCAGGGGGACAGAGACUUAGUUUACUGCUGUAGAUAAGAACUUAACUCCUGGCUGGCUGGCUGGCUGCAGCAAGGAUGUUGGGCAGAGGGGAGCUGCUGCUUUCUGAAAAGGGGAAGGUUGGGCUUGGCUGCUGAGAAAUAAUGGGGAGCGGCUCACAGGGUCUGUGGGAAAGGAUUCCAGAAGACGGGAGAGAGCUGAGAAUAGCGACUGCUGUGUGGUCUUUCUCUGUCCUUCUGUCCUUUAUUCUUAACAGUGUUUUGCAGAGAGGACUUUGCUGUUUGUCCCAGCAGGGAAGGGUCCUCAGGCAGAGGAAUUGCCCAAGAACUCAGAAUCUGUUUCUCUCACGUUGUUUCUAACGGAAACCUCAGCUCUUUCCUUUGGUUCUGUUAGAAUUGCAUGCGGGGGGAAGGUACCACCCAGCGCUUUCUUUACUUCUCACUGUAAAUGUGGAUUUCUGUCCAGUGAUGUGAGAUCAGUUAUUUCUGUGGUCUUGAGUGGUUGUGGCUCAUUAAAUGCUGCUCAGCGGUGACCACUUCCUGAUGCCUCAGGGUCAUCCUGGCAUGUUCUUGAAAAGGGCUGCUUGCCUGGAUCUCUGCCCCAAGGACUUGGGAUGCCCAGGGUGUUGCCUGCUGCUAUCCCCGAGUUCUCUCCUGCUCCUUCUCCAGAUCAUCCCCACAGAAGGAGAGUUGAGUUGCUUCCACAGACGGGGCCUUGAGACGGUAACAUUGGUCAGAGGCACCACUAGCUUUUUACAGUAGCAUUAGAGAGUAGACGUUAUAAAUAUGAUUUACGAUUUUCUGUGCCCCUCCCCUCACACACACAACCACAUAUGAGUAUUCAAGACCUAGCACGGGCCCCUUGAAGUUUUAUUUUGUGUACGUGUGUAUGUAUGUGGGAUAUAAUUGGAUUGUGCUACUUCCCAUUGCCUCUAUUUAAAGGGAAAAAACUACAGAAACCAUUUGAUGUCUUGCAAAGCAAAACUGAGUAAAGCUCAAUCUAAAGAUCUGGCACAUUAUUUUUGUGGGCUGGCUUUAAUUGCUGAAGAUUUGGUAUUGCAGUCCCUCAAUUUUCAAGAGCAAAAAUGGUCUAUUAGUGUUUUUUUAAAGUCACUAUUUGCAGAGCCCAUUGCUGUAUCAAGUCGGCCAUUGAGUUCCAAAAUGGUGGGCUCUUUUGAAGUGAGCUGGAAUUGUUCAUUCUUUUAUGUUGGCAAUGCUUGUAAGAAGACCCGGAGCCUCAGUCUCAGACAAGGUUUAUUUUGUCAUUAGACAAAGUUCAGUUUACUGUUUUUAGGUCUUAAAAUUGGUGCUUUUCAGCCAACUUUUUUCAGUUAUUUCAAAUUUUUUCAGUAUAAGUACAAUAAAAUUGGGCUCUUUUCAACUUCAGCCAAUGCAUGGGAGUGCAAAUCAGUUCAAGGAAGUCCUCCCAUCUUUAACACAUUCAGGGAUCUCCUUUGCCUCCCCCACUCCCAUUGGGCCUGUUCCUUCUGGUGGGGACAUGGCUUUCUCACUUGCUGAAUGCCUUGUGGUGAGACCGUGUGUGGGUCCUGAGGAUUCUGUGGGGCUGCUAGAGGCCUUUUGCCCCAAGCUCCUGUUUCUUUGGGGCUCUCCAAUGAAAAUAAGGGCUUACAUUGCAGAGUUUUACAGCUGAGCCUUCCAGAGGCAUCAAUGGAAGACAAAGAAGCUGCUGCUGCUUAUAGUGGCUCCCCCAUUUGGUUUGACUGGGGCUCCUUGAUACCUGAGAACAAGACCCAUCAGGUCUCAGGCUGGGGCAGGACACCUGCUUCCACUCAGUUGCCUGGCAUCCUGGAAUGCUCCUGCCACAAGUGACUUAAGUACUGUUAGCAAUGCUGUCAUGCCUGUCUGAGAGGAUGGCUGUUAAUAAGGCUGCACCAGCCGUUUGGAUCACCUGGUGGCCUCCCUUCCUGAGGAACAUUUUGACAAGUUUCAGGCUCUUCCUUUUAACUCUUUAUUGGAAAAUAAGUUGUAAUCGCAACACCAACAGUUAAAUUAGCACAAUCACAGACUAAUCUGUUUUUCAAAAUGUACAGCUAUAAUUAUAUACAUAAAAAAUGUAAACAUUAAAAAAUUCA
Messenger RNA from Crotalus tigris (Tiger rattlesnake), 5073 nucleotides. It is a transcript of the gene ZNF598, whose product is annotated as zinc finger protein 598, E3 ubiquitin ligase. The record is from RefSeq and is a predicted model, not a curated record. Gene Ontology annotation, molecular function: ribosome binding; ubiquitin protein ligase activity. Gene Ontology annotation, biological process: rescue of stalled cytosolic ribosome; protein ubiquitination. NCBI's taxonomy places the organism in Eukaryota, Metazoa, Chordata, Lepidosauria, Squamata, Viperidae. The transcript has 12 exons. Bases 128 to 2782 code for a protein of 884 amino acids.